Molecule: messenger RNA, 545 nt
Organism: Leucoraja erinaceus (little skate)
Lineage: Eukaryota; Metazoa; Chordata; Chondrichthyes; Rajiformes; Rajidae
Gene: rps13
Product: ribosomal protein S13
Exons: 7
Coding region: 31-486 (151 amino acids)
Biological process (GO): translation
Cellular component (GO): ribosome; cytosolic small ribosomal subunit; nucleolus
Molecular function (GO): small ribosomal subunit rRNA binding; structural constituent of ribosome
Source: RefSeq, a predicted model, not a curated record
GGGGCUCUCUGUCUCCUCGCCGCCGCCGCCAUGGGUCGCAUGCACGCUCCCGGCAAGGGCCUGUCGCAGUCAGCUCUGCCCUACAGACGCAGCGUGCCCACGUGGCUAAAACUCACAUCGGAUGAUGUGAAAGAACAGAUUUACAAGCUAGCAAAAAAAGGAUUGACCCCAUCUCAGAUUGGUGUGAUCCUGAGGGAUUCCCAUGGUGUUGCCCAGGUGCGUUUUGUCACCGGGAACAAAAUCCUCCGUAUUCUGAAAUCCAAGGGCCUGGCUCCUGACCUUCCAGAGGAUCUGUACCACCUGAUCAAGACCGCUGUGGCUGUCCGCAAACAUUUGGAGAGGAACAGGAAGGAUAAAGAUGCCAAGUUCCGUUUGAUUCUUAUAGAGAGCAGAAUCCACAGGCUGGCUCGUUACUACAAGUCCAAAAGGGUGCUGCCACCCAACUGGAAGUACGAAUCCUCCACCGCUUCAGCACUGGUAGCCUAAGGAGUUUCUUCAUUUGCUCGUCGAAUCUUGUAACAAAAAUAAAGAUUCAAUCAUGUUUA